Saccostrea cuccullata (small rock oyster) is the source of this 1896-nucleotide messenger RNA. RefSeq lists its product as uncharacterized. The record is from RefSeq and is a predicted model, not a curated record. The transcript has 5 exons. The coding region runs from base 29 to 1510 and encodes 493 amino acids. NCBI's taxonomy places the organism in Eukaryota, Metazoa, Mollusca, Bivalvia, Ostreida, Ostreidae.
UUUUGACAGAGUCCCCUGGAUCCCUGGUAUGGUAGUUGUUGUUGUGAAGAAUUCCGAGAUUAUUUUCAUAAAAGGUUAUGGAAAACAAGCCGCAGACUCAGACACACCAGUAACUGAGAACACUCUGUUUCUUCUUGGUUCAAUUUCAAAAUCUUUCACAGCAACAUUGCUUCUUAAGCUUAUGGAAAAGAAAAAUCCCCCAUUGGACAUCUCAACUAAAGUAAAAGACAUGAUGGGGCCUGAUUUUGUUUUCUUUGAUGACGAAAGAACCAAGAACGCAAAUAUGAUUGAUAUUCUAGCACACAAGAUAGGAUGCUCGGAACACGAUUUUUUACGACUUAAUCCUUCAAUAAAAAGAGCAGAUUUACCCAGGCUGUUUAAACACAUGAAACCGGAUAUGGAUUUUAGAAAAGAUUUUAAGUAUUCCAGCAUGAUGUACGGAUUUGCCACAUACUUGAUCGAAAAACUAGCUGAUGGACAACCAUUUGAAGACCUGAUGGUAUCAGAGAUAUUUGCACCUCUUGAUAUGACAUCAUCUUUGGUUGUAACAAAAAUGCAAACGGAGAAAAAUGCUGCACAAGGCCAUUCCUAUAGAACAUAUGCAUCAUUAGUACCUGUUCCGUUUGAAUUAACCAGGCAAUGGGAAACCAGCUGGACAGGCUCGGGUGGAUUAAUGUCCAACGCAGAGGAUAUGGCAAAAUACAUGAAUUUCCACCUCAGCAAUACGGACAAAGACGGCAAAAAAUUCAUGUCAGACGAGUCUUUUCUUAAUUUGCAUAAAAAGCAUAACAAUUUGCCCCGUUCUGUUGUGAACAACAUAUCUAAAGAUCAAGAUGAACCAACACUUGAAAACGGCUAUGGUCUUGGUUGGAAACUAGGAAAAUACAGAGGACAUGACAUUCUCCAACAUAAUGGCAAUACAUUCGGUUAUUCUUCUUUUAUAACCCUUUUCCCCAAACAAAAAAUUGGAAUCUUCACAGCUAUGAAUGGAAACGAUCACAAUACUAGUAUGCGCUUAUUUCUACACAACUACCUGUCGGACGUUGCAUUAGAAGUGACACCGUAUUUGGAUGCUGAUUCCAUAUAUUCUAAGAUUCAAAAACCAAAAGACCGUCCUUUUAUUUCUGCAGACAAAAAGGAUUCAGUUCAAAAUUUCGAAGAGUAUAUGGGAGUGUAUUCCAACUCAAUAUAUGGACACCUAGAAAUCAAAACUUAUCACACUAAUCCGACUUUAGAAUACGGCAUCUGCAGAUGGAACCUAUGGAAACAGAAUAAUCAGACAUUUGAAGCGGAAGGAACUGGGUUAAUCAAAGAUCUGAUUGAUAUAAGUUCUCUUACAUUCAAGACAGAAAAAGACAGAAUUGAUGUUGAAAUUAAAGGAUUUGGUAUCCGUGAUGCUCCCAAGGCAAUGUUUACUAGACUCAAAGGAACUGAAACACAUAAAAGUCAAAAAGAUUUUCUUAAUCGGCUAAUGGAAAUCAGCUUUUUAAGUAAUAACGUGUUCGAAUGAGUUAACGAGAUAUCAGUAUUUAUUCUCUAGCGCACGCUCUACCCGAGUAAGCUGUAAAUCGUAAUAAAUGGCAGUUUCAUAUGUUAGGUUUGUGAGAAUGAGUCCGCCAUUCAUUUUGUUUACCUCGCAAUAUUGCUGCGGACUUACAGGUUUCCAUUGUAUUUUCAACAUAAAUCAGUGUUGCUUUUUAUCUAUGGUUUUUCCUGGGCGGCGAGGGAAGCAUAGUUCAAUAGUUGUGUUUAUUUCAAUUUUGUAUAAAUUCAUAGAUGUUUUAUACUGUUUUGUUCAUGUUAUGUGAAAACAAUAAAACCCUUGCAUCAUCUCAUAGUGCGCUGAAAUGCAUAAAAUGUGUUGUUAAUUAUGUUAGUGAAGUAAAGUGUGGACUU